This is a messenger RNA of Ostrinia furnacalis (Asian corn borer), 1597 nucleotides long. RefSeq lists its product as uncharacterized. Bases 1 to 492 code for a protein of 163 amino acids. The record is from RefSeq and is a predicted model, not a curated record. NCBI's taxonomy places the organism in Eukaryota, Metazoa, Arthropoda, Insecta, Lepidoptera, Crambidae. The transcript has 3 exons.
AUGGACUCUACCCCGCAGGAAACAGACUUGAUAAUAAUAGUGAGCGUGCUGGGGAGCGUGGCAGCUCUGCUGCUGCUGCUGGUGGUCAUCCUUUUCGUGCAGGUCAGCCGCCUGCGCCGGGUCGUCAAAGAGAUGCAGGCCACUGGACGAAUCCGAGUGCAAAAGCUAAAAAUGAACAACGACCGCAACCACGCGUUCCACAACCCCGCGCUUUCCCCCGACGAGGAGCUGGCCAAGCGAGGCUUCUCCAUGUACUCGCCAGAGGACCGCGACCAGGACGUCGAGGCCGGGCGAGAUCGCGAAAGGGAACGUCAGACAGGUGGGCAGCUGGUAGACGCCCUGGCGCGCGAGAUCGAGCUCCGCCAGCAGCGGCAGUCGGCGCCGCCCUUCCUGCUGCAGAGCAUCGAGGACAAUAAGCGCCGCAGCCGCGCGCUGGGCAACCCUGUCGCCAACGGUCGCCAGAGCGAGACCAACCCUAACUUCAUCUACUAGACUUGGAAACGAUACAGCCCCUUGAUACAAAAUGUGACAGUUUUUAUGUCGAAAGAUGGUCGAAAAACUUUUUUGUAAGGAGUUACAACGGAUUCAAUUAGAUAGCCAGUUCCUCCGUGGUUGAGGAUUCCGGGUGAAGCUCCAUCCACCUUCGGCCUGAUCAUCACUUACCAUCAGUAAAGAGCUUCCUCGUUGUGGAUAAAAAAAAUGUUUUCGAUUCAAUCAAAAAGUGCCACCCACAGUUGUAGGCAGUCGACAAUGUGCCCUAAAACACGACAUUUCUAGUAUAAAUGGGAGGCGUGUUUUAUUCGUUUGAAUUCCACUUUGCAUACCAAAUCCUAAACAAUUUCCGAAGUGUUGAUGCGAUUUGGGAUACCUUCGUGAAAAAUACGUCUCCUUGGACCACGAUUUUCCUAAUCUGUGUGUGUAUGUUGCCGCCACAAGCUGCCACAUUAACGCAGUUCUUAUUGCUGGACAAUAUGUUAAAAUACCAUAUAUUUUUAUCGUUUCUAGAGAUCUUCAGUUAUACUAAACAAGUCUAGAUUGAUUCACAGUGCACGCAGAGCACCCCCGCUGAAAAAAGGACAAUUUAAAAAGUUAUCGAAUUUAACAAAUUUUAAAUAUCUGAAACUUUUGUACCUACUUCCCAAGCAUGAUGUCAUCAAAGUUAUUUAUUGCAUUGUGUACUACACAAUCGUUUACGAUAAUGUAAAAGCAUUUUACACUAAUCUCAUGCAAAAUUUUAUCAAUGUUUCUGUUAAAUGAUAACGUUGAUGGGGAAUCACAUUGUAAUUUAUCAAUCGCAUAUUUAUUAUUUGCUAUCAAUUUUGAACGAUUUUUUUAUUUAUAAAUUGUCUAUUAUUUAAACACUGAGGACGCAAAUAAGUGUUUAUUUACUCGACAAUUUUAUUUCAUACUUUACCAAAUCAGGUAAAUAACUCAUUCUCGCUCUGGCGACUAAAUAAAUUAUUGAUAUUGAGUGAAAAUGCAGUACCUAAAUCCUUUUUGCAAACUUUCAACGGAAAGUUGUGUUAAAAAGAUAAAUUAAUUAGUUAUAAAUUAAUGUAUUUUGAUAAGUAUUAAAUUAUGGUAAAUUGAUUCCAGA